CCUCCUUCGCCCUUUUGCAGGCGGGCAGCUGCACGUAGCCGCAGCUUCGCUCCCGGGGGGUGAACCCUGCCCUUGGAAGCGGCUGUCGGGUUGUUUUUUUCCUCCUGAAAAAUUUGCCGGUCGUAUCCUGAGGGUUGCUGCUGGUUUGUUGUUUUGUUUCGGUUUCCUACUUCCGAGGGAUGCUGAUGAGUCUCUUUCAAUUUACCGCUAGAAGGUUGGUUUCCCAAGCAUAUUGUGGACUUAAAGCUGCUUCUUCUUCAAAGACACAGAAGUUUCGCUUGGAAAUGGCUCGUCCGAGUUCAAAUAUGGCUGAUUUUCGAGAAGUGUUUGCCAAAGCGAAGCAUAUCGCCAUUAUCACGGGAGCCGGUGUUAGUGCGGAGAGUGGAGUUCCCACCUUCAGAGGGGCUGGAGGUUUCUGGAGAAAGUGGCAAGCCCAGGAGCUGGCUACUCCAGAGGCUUUUGCGCGAAACCCUUCUCGUGUGUGGGAAUUUUACCAUUACCGCCGGGAAGUGAUGCUGAGCAAACAUCCCAAUCCCGCACAUGUUGCCAUUGCAGAGUGCGAAAGGCGACUGAGCAAGCAAGGAAGGAGCGUUGUGGUCAUUACGCAAAAUAUCGAUGAACUACACAGAAAGGCAGGGACAAAGCACCUCUUAGAAAUUCAUGGUAGUUUAUUUAAGACUCGAUGCACCAACUGUGGGAACAUAGCUGCGAAUUACAAGAGUCCAAUAUGCCCCGCGUUGGCUGGGAAAGGGGCUCCAGAUCCUGAAACAGAAGAUGCCACGAUUCCAGUUGAAGACCUUCCUCAGUGUGAGGAGGACGGCUGCAACGGGCUCCUCCGUCCCCACGUUGUGUGGUUUGGCGAGACCCUGGAUCCUGACGUUCUCACAGAGGUCGAGAGGGAGCUUGAUAUUUGUGACCUCUGCUUGGUAGUCGGGACCUCCUCUGUGGUGUAUCCCGCGGCUAUGUUUGCCCCUCAGGUAUCUGCCAGAGGAGUUCCAGUAGCAGAAUUUAACAUGGAAGCUACUCCCGCUACAAACAGAUUCAGGUUUCACUUCCCGGGCCCCUGCGGGAGCACCCUGCCGCCGGCGCUGGCCCGCCACCAGACGGAGAUCAUCUCCUGAGCCCCUCGG
Athene cunicularia (burrowing owl) is the source of this 1130-nucleotide messenger RNA. RefSeq names its product sirtuin 5 (gene SIRT5). Bases 180 to 1121 code for a protein of 313 amino acids. Gene Ontology annotation, molecular function: protein-succinyllysine desuccinylase activity; protein-malonyllysine demalonylase activity; NAD+ binding. The record is from RefSeq and is a predicted model, not a curated record. The transcript is spliced from 10 exons. Lineage: Eukaryota; Metazoa; Chordata; Aves; Strigiformes; Strigidae.